CUUCUGUAAGAGUCCAAAGACCAACCAGUGUGAAAAAGCAUGGUUGAACCAGGAUCCACAUGUGCUGUGUUCGGUCUGGGAGCUGUGGGUUUGGCUGCAGUCAUGGGCUGUUAUGUUGCAGGAGCAAAGAGAAUUAUAGCUGUUGAUAUCAAUCCAGAGAAGUUUGAGAAGGCCAAGGUGUUUGGUGCUACUGACUUCAUCAACCCCAAAGACCACAAUAAGCCCAUCAGCCAAGUGCUGUCAGAGAUGACCAAUGGAGGAGUGGACUACUCCCUGGAAUGUGUCGGGAAUGUGGAAGUCAUGCGUAGUGCUUUGGAGUCUUGCAUCAAAGGUUGGGGUGUUUCCGUCAUUGUUGGCUUUACAAACAUGGAAGACUUUGCUGCUCGUCCCAUUCAGCUCAUCGCUGGACGUACAUGGAAGGGAUCCCUGUUAGGAGGAUUUAAGACUAAGGAUGGUGUGCCUGAGUUGGUCAAAGCCUACCUGAACAAGAAGAUAAAGCUGGAUGAGUUCAUCACUCACAAGAUGACUUUGGCCCAGGCCAAUGACGCCAUUGAACUGAUGAAGCACGGCAAAUGCGUCCGGACAGUUCUGAGUGUUUCUCCACAAUAAGACCAUCAUUUUGCUUUCAAUGACGGUGCAGCUCAGCUCCAAGAUUGUUCAAAUUGUGCCAAAUGUACUGAAAACACUCUUUAGUGGAUUAUAUGCAGAUUGUGAUUGGAACAAUCAUCAUGAAUGUUCCUAUAAGCUAAAGAUACAGAAUCUGAACAAAAUAAACAUUCUAAACAUU
Molecule: messenger RNA, 787 nt
Organism: Acanthochromis polyacanthus (spiny chromis)
Lineage: Eukaryota; Metazoa; Chordata; Actinopteri; Pomacentridae
Product: alcohol dehydrogenase 1-like
Exons: 5
Coding region: 40-609 (189 amino acids)
Biological process (GO): formaldehyde catabolic process
Cellular component (GO): cytosol
Molecular function (GO): S-(hydroxymethyl)glutathione dehydrogenase [NAD(P)+] activity; zinc ion binding
Source: RefSeq, a predicted model, not a curated record